GGAAAAUCUGUCUGGCGGGUUCGCUAGGCCCUUUGCGUCGGCAAACAAAAGCAGCCAAGAUCGUACUGCGUCUAAUUCCCCAAAGCACCGUGUUGCCAUUCCACAACUGCAGUGAUAGCGAGUGCAAUCACAAAGAAUCUGUCUGCUUUCGACUUCCCCAGUAUGCCCGUCCUAUGAUGCAGGUUAGGACCUUCGUAGAGGUUGAGCCACCUAGCCCAAUCAGGUACUUUAUCGGAGCCGCUAUAAUGAUGAUCGGAGUCGUAUUGCCGGUUGGCUACAUGAUGUUCCGGAACAAGAGAGUGCCUCCGUCUUUGUCCUACUCUAAACAAACGUAGGAACAAGAUUCUGAUAUAAGAGAAUGACGGGAUGGGAGGCUUGGCUUCAGUGGAUUCAGAUUCGCCUGUCGUUGUGGUGGGACUUGGGAGGCGAAUGGUAAGAGUAAGAAGCUUCGUCAGAUCUAUUAAAUAUUUCAUUGGCAAUAACGCAUUGAGAUCCCUCACACUUGUUGAGCGGUUUUGUAACUUUUGUUCAUGGGAUUCUGAACUCCGACCUCAUCAAUACAAAUUUUGUACUAAAUUUUUUAAUGAUUUUUUGAAAAAAAAAUCAAAUUUGUUA
This is a messenger RNA of Neltuma alba, 615 nucleotides long. RefSeq lists its product as uncharacterized. The transcript has 3 exons. The record is from RefSeq and is a predicted model, not a curated record. NCBI's taxonomy places the organism in Eukaryota, Viridiplantae, Streptophyta, Magnoliopsida, Fabales, Fabaceae. Gene Ontology annotation, cellular component: Golgi apparatus. Bases 174 to 335 code for a protein of 53 amino acids.